UGCUGAAUGUGGCUUAUCUUACACAGCUUAUCUUAGUUCAUAACAUUUUUAAAGUUUAAAUAAUAUUUUUGUAUGUAACAUUCUAUGACAAAAAAAUUAUCUUCAAAUAAAAAAUUUAAUUUGUGUAAAAUUUAAUAAGGUUACAAUAUCGAUUAAAUUAGCUGCUAUUGACAACACUGUUUUGUUUCUAUUUCCGUGGGUUUCGAUAUUGAAAACCACGAAGCAGAAAAGUGGGUGGUCAGUUUUUGCUACAUCCUCGAAAACAAACCUGAACUGGAAAAUAUUAAGGAACUUGAAUGAAAAGUUCUCCAUCUCUAUCGGAACUCAAACAUGGAGUUUUACUUGCAGGAAUGCAAGCAUAAUUUGAAAAAUGCAAAUGAGUCCAUACGAGUCAAUGUUGUUCUUGGAAAUGAAGCUUGUGACCUGGAUUCUGCAGUUUCAGCUAUUGUUUUUGCAUAUUUCUUAAGCAAAAUACAAAAUUCUUCUGAUGUUAUUGUUCCUGUUUUGAACGUUAAACGGAAAGAUGUGCAUCUAAGGACUGAAGUCGUCUUCUUUUUGGAGGAAACUAGCAUUCCUAUUUCUGAUCUUAUUUUUAUUGAUGAAAUUGAUUUAAAGGUCUUGUCCAAAAAUGAGAAACUAAAUCUUGUUUUAGUAGAUCACAAUUCUCUGUCAGUGGAGCAAUCAUACUUGGAACCUUGUAUAAUUCAAAUUGUCGAUCAUCAUGCAGUUGAGGUGCCUGAAAAAUUGAAUAGGUUUAAAACAAAAAUUGAACCAGUGGGCUCUUGCUGUACCCUUGUUGCUGAAGAAAUUUUAAAUUCCAAAAAAUCUAUCAUUGACCCUCAAAUUGCCAUGCUUCUGUUUGGAACGAUUUUACUGGACACUGUUUGUUUAAAAGAGAGUGCAAAAAGAGCUACAGAAAAAGACAGAAUGGUGGUUUUGCAGUUGGAAGAAUAUCUUGAAGGUAUAUCCAGAGAGGAGAUAUUUGAAACAUUGCAGAAAGUUAAAUUUGAUGUUUCAAAUUUAACACCAGAACAGCUGCUACGAAGAGAUACAAAAUAUGUGCAACAGAAUUCUCUCUCAGUUGCUAUUGCCUCUCUUCCUAUGUUACUACAGGAUAUCCUCAAACAAGAGUCCUUUCUAUCUGCUCUCAAUAAAAUGGUAUCAGAGGAGAAUCUGAUGUGCAUAAUAAUGCAUGGAUCUGAAAUUGUUAAGGAUAAAGCAACAAUAAAGCGACAAAUAGCAAUUUACAAUAAUAAUGCAGAAUCUUUAGAAAAGAUGUCGAAUUACCUGCUAAGUUUAAACAAUCCAAGUUUAAGCCUGCAUCCUCUGCCCUUAUUUGAGAAACCUGUGAAUCUUUUUGAACAAGAAAAUAUUGCUCUGACUCGUAAAUUUGUCUUACCUGCCAUUCAGACUUAUUUAAAAUCUGUUCAUUCAGGUCCCCCAGAAAAAAAUGAAUCUCUUGUGCUGCAAGAAAACUGUGUUAAAGGGUUGGAUGAAAUAGAAAAAACUAUUCCAACAUAUCUAGCAGAAACUCUUGAUUUUCCUGAUAGUCCAAGUCAUCAUCAGCUUUCUGGAAUUACAGUUCAGUUACAAAAACUUAAUUCAGAUGGAAAUGAAGAAAAUGAUCUUCUAGAUGCAGAUGAUUUUGAAUGCCGUAAAGAUAUAUGUGUAGAAGGUGGUGGUACUCUAAAACGAAUUUCUGUCAGCCCUAUGAUUUUAAAGUCAGAAGAUGUAGAUAUAGAAGAUGACCAAAGGAGCCUAUCAUCUCUGAGUAAUAAAAGUGAUCUGGAUGUGUUUUCACCAACAGAUGAUAUUAUCAUGCCAGAUGAUGUUGAUACACUUGAGGAACUAGAAAAUUCAGAUUAUUUCCAUUCAUCAGUAAGUGAUCCAAUCCCUGAAAUGUCAGCAGCUGAAGAGUUUGAAGAGGAACGCAGUUGGAAGUCAUGUAUAGUGAAUGGAGAAGAAAGAAAAAUAGAUAUGAAGGUUAUUGAGCCAUAUCGUAAAGUUCUUUCCCAUGGGGGUUAUGUAGGAACUGCCCACAAUGCAAUCAUCGUAUUUUCAGCAUGCUACUUACCUGACCAUUGUCGAAAAGACUAUGACUAUGUGAUGGAUAAUUUAUUUCUGUAUGUAAUAAAUACUCUUGAUGAAUUAGUGGCUGAAGAUUAUGUUUUAGUUUAUUUUCAUGGGGCGACUGAUCGAAGUAAUAUGCCAAGCUUUAGUUGGUUAAAACGUUGUUAUCAAAUGAUUGACAGAAGAUUACGAAAGAACUUGAAAGGUCUGUAUCUAGUUCAUCCUACAUUUUGGUUGAAGACAAUUGUCAUCAUGACGAGGCCUUUUAUUAGCUCAAAAUUUAGUCGAAAAUUGAAGUUUGUCUACAGCUUGAAAGAGCUUUCUCUUCUCAUACCUCUAGAUCAGGUAUCAAUUCCUGAUAAAGUAAAACAAUUUGAUGUGGACCUAUUUCCGGAUUCGUAAAACAGCUGCAGAAAGCCAUGUUUUGAAUUUCAACGCAUUGUAAAAGAAUAUGUCAAGCAAAUGAAAUCCAAGGAUUACAACCAGAGUCCACUGUACAUAUCUUUUAUUGAAUCACUGAAUCUGUCCUAAGUAUAAACACACUAAAAUAGAAGAGCUUAAUUUAGUAGUUAUUAAUUUAAAAUUGUAAUUUCCAAUAUCAGUGCAUAUAAUUAAAUCUAUAUUCAUUCAUUAAAAUACUGUCUUAAAUGUGGUAUAUCCCCAAAUAUUACUAGGUUUUUGACAAAAGAAUAUUUGGCCAUGUUUUAUCUGAAUAUGAUUUGGAAUUCGAUUGUCACAUUUCAUAAAUAAAGAUUAUUAUCUAUUCAUGUAAAUUUAAAAUAUAAACUGAAUAGGAAAAACUAUCGUAAAGAUUGUAAUUGCUUCAUCUGUGGAUGUAUGUAAAUGAGUAUCAUACAGUGUAAGUUACUGUAAUGGCACUGCAUCAUUUAAAAUUCAAGAUGUGCCCAAAUCUCUUAUACAUGUGCAAAUUAAGUUGGAAGUAUAGUUUACUGACAUUAAACACGUCAGUUUCAAUAACAUUAAAAAAUAACAUUUAUCUUACCAUUAAAGGAAUUAAGUACCUAUCUAUUUAUAUGCACUGUUAUUGUUUAAAUUCUUUAAAAAAAAUUCUGUAAAAAAAUCUUUAAAAUCUUGCAAAAUUAAACUUUUAAAUGGUUUUAAUGUCUAUUUGUAAGUUUACCGUAUAUCACAUAUAAAAUGCACUUAUUAUAUUCCCACCUGUCUUUUUACAUUUGUAUACAUACACAUUUUGAUUGUAAAUACAGUAAAGCAUAUCUUAUUCAAUUAUUUUUCCUGUUUAUUAUUGUUCAUAUGUUUAAAAAAUUUAAGUUAUUUCCUUAAUUAUUAUAUUUGUGUUUAAAGAGAGAAUGUAAAUAAAGCAUAAGGAAAUAUUGUUAAAGUGAGUAUAAAAUGUGUCUUAGAAUAAAGACUGAAAACUCAUUAGUAUUUACCUCAUCAUGGUAGAACUAUUUGCUAUAUUUGUAUAUUGCAGAGACUAAUAAAAAUACUGAUUUAUGUAGUUGAGGACUUGUACAUCACAUGUAUUUCAUGUUCACUGUAGUUGCCAUACUGUAGUAUGAAUUGAUAGGUUAUUAAGUGUUAUUUAUUUAUGAACAGUUUUUUAAUAACAUUUUGUUCACAUUUAUUGAAUGUUCAGGAAUUAAUGUACUUUUGUAAUUAUAUUAAAAAACUAUACAUUGUGCUUUUUUUUUUUUUUUUUUUUUUUUUUUUUUGUUUAAAAAAAUUAUAGUGCAUGUGUGCAGAUGAAUAGCAAUUUUUUUUUAUCAGAGAAGAGUGGUGUGCCAAAUUAUUCUUUAUUAGAAUACUAUUCACAUAAUAUAUAUACUAUUUAAACUUCCCAUAAUCUGCAGCACUAAUAUAAUUCUCUAAAGCGUUGGGUGCCUUUUUUUCUUCUUUUUUCUCUUGAAGGAAUUUUAAAUAUAAAAAUUCAAAUUCCUAAAAUAUGGAAGAAUAAUUUUUGUUGUUCAUGUGAUCUGCUUUAGAAAUAUUUGAAUUUUUAUACUUAAUACUCGAAAUUCUAUGUAUCCUCUUCUUUUGGAUAAUCAUUCUAGGAAAGAAUAUGUUAUAGAAUUUUAAUAAUUAAUUUCUAACAGAUAUAUAGAUAAUAUUUUGGGGGAAAGAGAAAUAUAAUUAGUUUCAGAGAAUUUACUCAGUAAAAAAACGAUUAUCAUAUAGUUAAAAUAUUCUGAAUUCUUUUGGAAUCAUGAAUUAGCUUAUUUUUAUAGCUAUGCAUUAAUGACACUUUUAUGUAUUAAAAAAUUUCUUCUAUAGGAAAUAUUUUUCUUUCUUCUGAAAUAAUGUGUUUAAUUUGUGCAUUUAUUAACAUUUUAAAUAACAUCAACAAUAGAGAAUAACGUAAUACACCAUCGAAAUAAGAAACAUUAAAGUAUGGUAAGUCGAAAUAUCAAAGUUAGGAAAGUAAAUUUCAAAUAAACAUUAUUAUUUUUUUUAUUCUGCGGAUUAACAGAAAUGGUAUUAAAAUAUUCUUGCAUAGUUAACAAUGAUGCCCAUGAUUGAAUUAUAUAGGCAGUAUAAAUAACCUUAAAAUGGCAAAAUACUGUUGUCACUGUUAUAAUGCCAUCCGUAGAUUAAAAAACUACACAAUAUUUACCCAGCACAGUGCUGAAUAAAUGUGUGCUAUACGACAAGAUGCUGCAUUCUUGUUCAUUGCUGUAAUAUCAUUGCUAGAAUCAAGAAAACAGCAUAGUAUAUACACAUAACACACUUUGCUGAAUAAUUAUGUUCUCUCUCUCAGUGUAUAUGCGUGAAUUCUUUUUUAAAUAUGUGCUUAAAAAUCUGUUAGUUAUAUUAAAACUUCUUAUUUGUUGUAGUUUUCGUUAACACUACUCUUCUAGUAGUGUUCUACUAGAAGAAUUAGAAUUCUGCACUUUUUUUUUUUCACGCACUGUGCAGUAGUAGAAUUUUUAAUAACAUUCUGAAAAUUUUAACAUUUAAUUAUAUGUGAAACUUUGCAAGAAAAUGUUUAUUGUAUUUAUUUUGAAUAUAUUUCUUGUGUUUAAGCAUUCCAUGUUUAGUAUGGAUUUUAUUCUUAACGAGCAAUUAUUUUUAUCAUUAAUUUUAAUAGUAUCAGUUUUUAUUCCAUUUGUUAUUCAGAUGUAUGUAUUUUUGAAUAAAUUGCUGUCAAAGUACUUUUAAGAGCCAAUUUUACAUCAGUCAUUCCUGUGCAGUUUCAUGUGGAAAUGUUUAUAUUUUUCAUUAAAAAGUAUUCCCUCCGAACACUGUUUGUGAUACCUGAAUGCAUUUUCUUUGCUGAUCUCAUUUCUGAUUUUCUUUGCAGUCUGCUUAUUUGAUGCAUAUUAAUGAAUUCACUAAUACUUGAAACAUUUUGCAAACCAGGAACUCCUCAUAAACAGAAAUUUUAUGUAAUAAUGCAGGAGGAAAGCAUUUCUAAUUUCUGUUCUUCUUUUUUUUUUUUUUUUUUUUUUAUUAUUAAGCAAUUGUCUUAUAUUUUGUUAAGUAAAAUUUUAUAUAUGAAAGAAUUAUUAAAUUCAAGAUGAUUUAUAAAAAUCACCUAAAUUAUCAUUUAAUUACUUUAUAAGCAAACACAUAAUUGUCUAAUGCAAUAGUGGUAUCCACCAAUAAUUAAAGUAUUCAUUGCAUUUAGUUUAAAGCUUUUUGUGCUGAUCUUUUAAAAAUAAAUAUUUUAUUUUAUCAAAUAUUUAUUAAGACUGUAUUUUUUUACUAUAUGUGAUCUAAUAAGGUUUUAAUUCAGGUAAAAAUGUCUUCAUUUUUGUUAAAUUUGUGUUCAUUUUUCCGUGAAAUGCUGCAGUUAUUUACAGACUAGAGAAGAAAUGCCAUUGUAAAAUAAUAUUCAGUGUUCAUGAACUACAAUAUGUGUUCUUCAUAAAGUAUGUAAAAAUGCCAAAUAUUUUUCCACAAAUGCUUGUUCCAUCCUUUACUGACUGUUUUCCUGUUUGUACUAUUGAAUAAUUUUAUCUCUGUGAUCACUUCGUCCAGCUGUAUGCUCCAAUUUUUAACUAUUUAUUCUAUACUUUUUUGAAUGUUUAUAAAUUUAUAUUUCAAGAAGAUUAAAAAAACUGCUUGUUAAGUUUAACAAACUUGAUUGUAUCUAUUAGGUAUGGUAUUUGUUGGUGGUUCAUUAUUUAAAAACUUGAUGAAUGUUAUUAACAGCUUAUAGAUACAGGUAAUGUGAUCUAAGUUAUAAUUUUGGAGUGUAAAAAAUAAUAUACAUAUUAUUUUAGCUAAAUAAAAAGUUAUUUACGCAUUUUAACUACAAAAGUGUAAUUCCACAUAAACUAAGCUGUUAAUAUUUUCCUAGACAUAACAUUAAAAAUUAGUUUUGAUGUAUCACUGUUUAUGUAUAUUAACUGAAAUAUGAACAUCAAAUGUUAUGAAACUUUUAUAGAUUUUAUAUUAUGUGAAAUAACUGAAAUGAACUAAUAAAAAUCUUCAAUAAACAUUUAUUUAC
Messenger RNA from Stegodyphus dumicola, 6502 nucleotides. RefSeq names its product exopolyphosphatase PRUNE1-like. Gene Ontology annotation, cellular component: cytoplasm. Lineage: Eukaryota; Metazoa; Arthropoda; Arachnida; Araneae; Eresidae. The record is from RefSeq and is a predicted model, not a curated record. Gene Ontology annotation, molecular function: exopolyphosphatase activity.